ACAGGCAAAAUCGUCAUAUGUCACGGGCGACAUUGUUCGAAGAGUUGCUGUUUGGGUGCGCGCACACACACCCGCUCUCUCCAGUCUACACAAGCAGACAAUUUCGUUUCUCUCAGAAGAAUUGGCCAUGGCGAGCAGCGGGAGUGUACGAAUGAUAGACAUUGCCGUCAACUUCACAGAUGGAAUGUUCGGAGGAAUUUACAACGGGAAGCAAUAUCACGUUGCUGAUAUUGCCGCUGUGCUUAGUAGGGCUUGGAGCGCCGGAGUCGAUCGGAUUAUUGUGACAGGGGGCUCCCUUGAGGAGUCAAAAGAAGCUCUUGCUAUUGCUGAAACUGAUGCAAGACUUUUCUGCACAGUUGGGGUACACCCAACAAGAUGUAAAGAAUUUGAUGAUAGUGGUGAUCCAGAGAGACAUUUUCAGGCUCUUUUGUCGUUGGCUAGAGAGGGAGUUGACAAAGGAAAGGUGGUGGCAGUUGGGGAAUGUGGAUUGGAUUAUGAUAGGCUUCAUUUCUGCCCAGUCGAAAUUCAACAAAAGUACUUCGAGAAGCAAUUUGAGUUGGCAUAUGCUAUGAAGUUGCCAAUGUUUCUCCACAUGCGAGCAGCGGCUGAGGAUUUCUGCAAUAUUCUCGAGCGAAACAAACAUAGAUUUUUCUCUGGGGUUGCUCACUCUUUUACUGGUAGUGCCGAAGAUCGUGAUCGUCUUCUUUCAUUCGAUAAUCUAUUCAUAGGCCUAAAUGGUUGCUCUUUGAGAAAUGCCGAGAAUCUUGACGUUGUGAAGGGAAUUCCUCUUGACCGGCUGAUGAUUGAAACUGAUUCCCCAUAUUGUGAAAUCAAGAACACACAUGCUGGUAUUAAAUAUGUACAAUCUACAUGGCAGUUCAAGAAGAAGGAGAAGUAUGACCCAGAGUGCAUUGUCAAAGGUCGCAAUGAACCUUGCUUAGUGCGCCAAGUACUUGAGGUGGUGGCUGGUUGUAAAGGUAUAGCAGAUAUUGGUCAGCUUGGCAAAGCAAUGUACCACAACACCUGCAGGGUUUUCUUUCCACAAGAUUUGGAUUCGGCUGCAGAUGCUAUUCUUGCCUCGGGUCAGAAUACUUAAUGAAGAUUUUCUUUCGUUCUCGACGAAAAUGAACCAAGAUUAUCUUAUUGGCAGUGUAGAAAAGGGCAAAUUGAAUUCUGAUGUUCAAAAAUUUGUUGGUUCUUGUUCUGUUAAUCUGUGCCUAAUUCUUAUUGGCUUUAGACGUAACUUGAGUUUUAUCUUUUCAUUUUCUUUUUCCCCAACCACGAAAUAAUAAUUUUAUUUUCUUGUGACUAAAAUUUAAAGUUGAGGUGGCUUGUGGAUGUA
Salvia miltiorrhiza (redroot sage) is the source of this 1342-nucleotide messenger RNA. RefSeq lists its product as uncharacterized. Gene Ontology annotation, cellular component: cytosol. Gene Ontology annotation, molecular function: 3'-5'-DNA exonuclease activity. The record is from RefSeq and is a predicted model, not a curated record. The transcript is spliced from 12 exons. Bases 128 to 1096 code for a protein of 322 amino acids. NCBI's taxonomy places the organism in Eukaryota, Viridiplantae, Streptophyta, Magnoliopsida, Lamiales, Lamiaceae.